Molecule: messenger RNA, 6428 nt
Organism: Seriola dumerili (greater amberjack)
Lineage: Eukaryota; Metazoa; Chordata; Actinopteri; Carangiformes; Carangidae
Gene: nav1b
Product: neuron navigator 1-like
Exons: 30
Coding region: 1-5541 (1846 amino acids)
Biological process (GO): nervous system development; neuron migration; microtubule bundle formation
Cellular component (GO): axon initial segment; microtubule cytoskeleton
Source: RefSeq, a predicted model, not a curated record
AUGGCAGCUAAGAGGGCAAAGUCUGGAGUGCCCCAGAGCACGCAGCGGGGUGAACUGAAGGUUUACCGGGCGGGUAGCUCGGAGGGCAGGCUACCAGUGCCCUCCAAUCUCCGCAAGCAGAGGUCUAUGACAAACCUGGCUGUACUCACUGAUGCUGAGAAGAAGUUGCAUCUUUAUGAGCCAAAGUGGUGUGAUGACAUGGCCAAGCCCGGGGCAGGGCAGACCAAGAUGGGCAAGCCAAAGACGGCAGGAGGCGGCACCGGUGCCGGAGGAGGUGCCCCUCUCUCUCGAAACCUGUCCAAAUCUGAGCAUUCGCUGUUCCAGGGCAAACCCAAGCCCUUCAGCCCUCUGGCUGCUCCUUCUGCCCUGAGCAAGCAGAGCCGUAUACCCCGUGGUCCUUACGCUGAGGUGAAGCCCCUGAGCAAAGCACCUGAGGAUGGAAAGUCCGAUGACGAGAUCCUCUCCAGCAAAGCAAAGGCCAACGCUAAGAAACAGGGAGCUGGGGCUGGAGGGGAGUCCGGUUCCAAGGGCCAGGUGGAGGAAGGGGGAGACAAGCCCUUCCUGAAGGUGGAUCCGGAGCUGGUGGUGACAGUGCUGGGCGACCUGGAGCAGCUACUCUUCAGUCAGAUGUUAGACCCCGAGUCUCAGAGGAAACGGACUGUGCAGAAUGUCCUUGACCUCCGCCAGAAUUUGGAGGACACCAUGUCAAGUCUGCGGGGCUCCCAGCUCAGCCAUAGCUGUCUGGAAAGCAGUAAUGUGGGCUAUGACAGUGAUGAGACCAACGCUCGCAGCAUUUCUAGCCUCUCCAACCGCUCUUCACCUCUGUCCUGGCGCCACGGCCAGUCCAGCCCCCGUCUUCAGGCAGGUGACGCCCCAUCUGCAACAGGCGGAGGAUACCAGGGGAGUAAGACUGGCUCCCAGUAUACCGCCCAUACGAUGCCAGCUCGCUGCUCCAGCCGCAUCAGCAGCACGUCUCGCAUUGAGCUCAUCGAAGGGUUGGAUGUGGAUGACACCGAUCUCAAGUCUGGUUACCUGAGUGACAGUGACCUUCUAGGAAAGAGCCUGCCGGAUGACGAUGACGACAACCUGGCUAACGGUUGGGAUGAGAGCAGCUCCAUUAGCAGUGGGCUCAGCGACGGUGACGGCGAUGGCUCGGAUAACCUCAGCUCAGAGGAGUUCAACGUCAGCUCCUCUCUGAACUCCCUCCCGAGCACACCCCUGGGAUCCAGACGCAACUCUUCGGUAAUGCUCCGCACUGAUGCAGAGAAGCGCUCCCUGGUGGAAAGCGGACUGUCUUGGUAUAGCGAGGAUGGCAAAGCCAGCCACAAGCUCGACAGCAGCAGCUAUGACACAGGGAGUCUCAAGACAGAGGCCCCAAGCAAGUGGAGAAAGAAGCCUCCGAGCCUCAGUGAAGAUCCAGCGGGUAAAGGUGAACUAAGGAAGCCACAAAGUUUGGGUCAACCAGGGAGUUUCAAGAAGGGCCGUAAUCCUCCUGUCGGUGUGACCUCUCCCAUCACCCAUACCUCCCAGAGCGUGCUCAAAGUUGCAGCACCUAAAAGCGAGAGGCCAUUGGACAAAUCCAAGAUUUCCAUUAAAACUGCUGGUCUACAACGGUCUCGUUCUGACGCCGGCAGGGAUCAUCAUGGAGAACACCGCAAGCCCCCAUCAGGUUUAGUUAAACCCACUGCUGGAGCCUCCUUUGGGUACAAGAAACCACCAACAGCCACUGGUACCGCCACCGUUAUGACAGCAGGGGGCGCCACCAUCUCCAGUGGCUCUGCUACUGUGGGGAAAACCCCCAAGUCAUCUGGCAUCCCAGUGAAGCCUGUGGGAGGAGGAACACCCUCGGGUCGAAAGAACAGUUUUGAUGCCAGCAGUGAGCAGAGCUUCCUGGGGCCAAAUGCCCGAAACAGCAUUCAGUACCGCAGCCUGCCUCGACCCGCCAAAUCAAGCACGCUCAGUGUGAUUGGUCGCCCUGCAACUCGGCCUGUCAGCGGUACCAUUGACCCCGGUCUGUUGAGUUUGAAACCUGUGCCCAUGGCCUCCGCAGGCCCCAGGGUUAAAGAGCCUAGUAGCUGCGGCAGUAAAAUGGCUUCUCGAACCAGCACAGGCCCAGUUAAUCAGACAGACAGGGAGAAGGAGAAGGAGAGAGCCAAGGCCAAGGCUGUGGGUGCUGACAUAGACUGUGGCUCUUUGAAAGGAGACGAGACUCAAUCUGAGUCAACAGGAGAGUCUGUUGUGAAACUUCACGGCCUGAGACGGACCAGCAGCAGCAAAUACCCUGAACUGUCAUCACCCACCACACCAAGGAUGCUGAACACUAAGUCUCUGGGUCGUCCACCCAGCCUGGCUCACCUGGACAAGGUCAACUCGAACAGCCUUGACUCCUGUGUGACCAUCCAGGACCUCCCGCCCAAAGUCCCCCCAUACUCCAAGCUUCAGGACUUGGCCGGUUCUCACACAGCUACACGCCUCACCCCCAGCCCAGCGCCCGUCCUCCACAUCGAUUCCCCCAGCUCCUACACCAGUGAAAGCUUGAGCCUGAGCAGCUCACCACUGCUCUAUCCCAAACUGUCCGGCAUGCACCGCAGCAUGGAGUCCCUGCCCCUCCAGAUGAGCAUACCCUCCAGUGCGAGGUUUGUCACAACUGAGACGCAUGACAAAGAGGAGAGGGGUACGGGAACCUGGGGGGCCGGUAGCAGAACAUCCCUCAACCUUGCAGAUAGCUUGCAAACAGACAGAAAUACCUUGCCGAAGAAAGGCUUAGAACGCUAUGGCUCAAGCCUGUCAGAGAGUGAAGGAAGCAAACCGGGAAGACGCCACUCCCACACCAUAGUCAGCAUGACAGAGAGCGACAGCCCCCCUCAGCUGCCUUCUCCCACCCGCCUGCUUCACCCCUCCUCUGGCAAGGCUCCUCUCACCAACGUGGUUGCCCCAAUUUCCAGUGGCACUCCGAGGAUAUCACGCUCUAACAGCAUAGGUCCCCCUAGUGACUCAGCCUGCGAUCUCUAUGGAUCCUCCCCCCUGGGCAGCAGUAUGUCCCUGGCUGAUCGGCCAAAAAGCAUGAUGCGGUCUGGGUCUUUCCGUGAACCCGGGGACGAUGUGCAUGGCUCUGUACUGUCUUUGGCGUCCAACGCUUCAUCCAACUAUUCCUCGAAUGAGGAGAGGAUACAAGGAGAGCAAAUCCGCAAGUUGAGGCGUGAACUGGAAAACUCCCAGGAAAAGGUUGCCAACUUGACUAUGCAACUUUCUGCUAAUGCUAAUCUGGUAGCAGCAUUUGAGCAGAGCCUGGCACUGAUGACUGCACGCCUGCAGACCCUGUCCGUCUCCUCGGACCAAAAGGACUCUGAGCUCACUGAGCUGAAGGAGACCAUCGAGGUUCUGAAAUCCAAAAACACAGAGGCCCAAGAAAUCAUUCAGGGGGCUCUCAGUAAUCCAGACAUCACACCCAAAGAGCUGCUGAUCAACCGGCAGAACUCCUCAGAAAGCAUCUCCAGCCUCACCAGCACUACCAGCCACUCAAGCAUGGGUAGUCUUAAAGAGCAAGAGGCCAAGAAGAAGAAGAAAAAGAGCUGGGUCUUUGAGUUACGCAGCUCCUUCAACAAGGCUUUUAGUAAGAAGGGCUCCAAGUCAGGCCCAUACGCUGACAUCGAGGAGAUUUCCACCCCAGAAUCCUCUGCACCUUCCUCCCCCAAGGUCCACCAUGACGGUGAUAAUCCUCCAUCAACGAUGAAAUCCUCAACCUCUGCAUCAUCAUCCGGACUCUGUGAAGGAGGUGAUGGGGGGGAUGAGAAGGUUGUAACAGAGCUGCGCUCAGAGCUGUGGGAGAAGGAAAGAAAACUGACAGACAUCCGCCUGGAAGCUCUAAGCUCCGCCCAUCAGCUGGAGCAGCUGCAGGAGGCCAUGAACAGCAUGCAGAGGACAGUGGAAAACCUGAAGGCUGAGAACGACCAGCUGAAGACAGGUGGUCUGUCCCCCUGUCCAUCUCCUGGGCCCUCCAGCUCUGCCUCCCAGUCCUCAGGUCUCACGGCUCUGGGAAGUUCAUCACCUCGACAGUCAGUAGCCAUGCAAAUGCCCAAGAGCUACAGCAGAGGGAUGAGUGAGGGGGGCACCUCAGAUGUCCACUCUGCAGAUUCUCUCAGCCUUUCCUCACAGAGAGAUGAUCACCGUGUCAGGGUGGUGAUUUGUGUCGCAGAUUUACACGUCUUCAAAGAUGAGGUUAAACAGCAGGAUUUCUUUGUGGGCACUGUCAGGGUGAAUGGCAGGAUGGACUGGACUAUGCUGGACUCAGCGGUCAGCCAGGCUUUCAAGGUGUACAUAGCCAAAGUGGAUCCCACCUCCAGUCUGGGCCUGUCUACAGACUCCAUCUACAGUUACAGUAUGGGCCACAUAAAGAGAGUGCUGGGAGGAGAGGCUCCUGAGACCCAGCCCUCCCGCUGCAUGUCCCGAGGCCCCAGCAGCAUCACUGUGUCUCUGAAAGGUUUGAAGGAGAAGUGUGUGGACAGCCUGGUAUUUGAAACUCUCAUUCCCAAACCCAUGAUGCAACACUACAUCAGUCUGCUACUCAAACACCGCCGUCUCAUCCAGUCUGGACCGAGCGGGACGGGUAAGACCUACCUCGCUUCCCGGCUGGCUGAGUACCUGGUGGACCGCAGCGCCCGCGAGGUCACUGAAGGCAUCGUGGUCACUUUCAACAUGCACCGCCAGUCGUGCAAGGAUCUGCAGCUUUAUCUUUCCAACUUGGCCAAUCAAAUAGAUCGAGAAACCAGCACAUCAGAAAUACCACUGGUAGUCAUUCUGGACGAUAUUCACGAUCCUGCUUCCAUCAGUGAACUCGUCAAUGGUGCUCUCACCUGCAAAUAUCACAAAUGUCCUUACAUUAUUGGAACAAGCAAUCAGCCAGUGAAGAUGACUGCGAACAACGGCCUGCACCUCAGCUUUAGGAUGGUGACCUUCUCCAACAAUGUGGAACCAGCCAAUGGCUUCCUGGUGCGUUAUUUGCACAGGAAGCUGAUGGAGUCGGAGGACGAGAAGAACCUGACCAACGAAGACCUGAUCAAGGUGUUAGACUGGGUGCCCAAACUCUGGUAUCACCUUCACACCUUCCUGGAGAAGCAUAGCACAUCAGACUUCCUCAUUGGCCCAUGCUUUUUCCUGUCAUGUCCAGUCACAGUAGACGAGUUUCGAUCAUGGUUCAUUGAUCUUUGGAACCACUCUAUUAUUCCAUACCUGCAAGAGGGAGCCAAGGAUGGCAUCAAGGUCCACGGCCAGAAGGCGGUAUGGGAGGACCCAGUAGAGUGGGUGAGGGGCACCCUGCCUUGGCCGUCUGCCCAGCAGGACCAGGCAAAGCUCUUCCACCUUCCUCCCCCCAGUAUUGGCUCCAGCAGCCCCAGUCAGCCCUGUGAGGAGAGGCCUCACAAGGAGACUCCACCCAGCUCUAUGGAAUCUGAUCCACUGAUGGCAAUGCUUUUGAAACUUCAAGAGGCUGCCAAUUACAUUGAAUCCCCAGACAAAGAAGACCCUAGCCUGCCUAAACUUUGAACACAAAGCCUACACUUUAACACUUAGCACUUCAAAUUUUAUUUUUCCCUCCACUGUACUGAGACAGUGCACGUUCAGGAACAAAUGAACCCUCAGAAAUGGUUGUAAGGUGAUUUAAACCGUCAUUUCCACCGUAAGUUAAAAGUGUAACUGGGUCAUUACAAAUCAUUUUAAUACAUACAGUAUUUUCAAAAACUGUUCACAAGUAUUGGAUGAAAAGCUAUAUUCCAUUACAUUCCUAUGUAUUUGACUGGAUGACAUUCAUUUGAGUUCAGAUCCCUUUACCCCCAUGUUGUCCCUCAGUGCUCUUAGAUCGGUGCUAAUAGAUCUAUGGAGCUCAUUUUCUCAGCACUUAGACUUCAGGUGAUUCCUGCAACAGCACAUACAGUCCAUCCCGUGUUGUGCUGAAGUGCUUCAUGGGAUAUGGGGUGCUUGUCAGCAGGAGCUAUUCUCAAUUAAUGGUGACUCAUUUUGGAAAAGAGUAUGACAGCAUGACAGAUGCUACUGUUUUUUGCAAAGUUCUUUGGUACAUAUCGACUGUAUAAGUCUCUGAAGGCCAAAUCUUAUACAUAUGCAAUCCUGAACUUUACAACCCGAGCAGGUGAAACAGAUAAAAAUGCCUUAAGAACAAAGACGUCAAAAUCACCUCAACUUCAACAGAGUGCACUGGUGCUUUCAUCAACAUCAUCCCAGCUAAGACAGUCAGAAAUCAGUCAUUUUUUCAGCUUUAUAAAUAAUUUAUUUCAAUUAAUCAUCUUUAUUUUUCAGAACAAUAAUUAUACAACAGUGUAGGAUCAAAUUGCAGUGCUAAUUUUCACAUAUUUGUACAUCUACUUUUAUGGUUUAUAAGUUUGAAAAUGAAACUUGCUGUCAUACUCUUUUUUGCA